AUGUUUUACCUUUAUCAAUUCCAAAGAUUGGAAUCAAAUUCCACAUUAAAAUGAUGUUAAUGGGUUCUGAUUAUUUUCAACAACAAGAUGGAGUUCAAACAUUUUAGCCACGAACAUCCUCUAACCCUUAACGAAGGAAAAGGAUGGCACGCCUUGACAGAAAUCAUAGAUCCUAAACAAACCUGCAAAGGCUGUGGAGAAUCAAUUCUACCCUACCUACCAUUCUACCUCUGCCAUGAUUGCAACUACUUUCUCCAUCAAAGAUGUGCCCAUCUCCCACUCCAAACCAUCUACCCACUUCACCAUCAAGACCACCGCCUCACCCUUCUCUCCCGUCCUCCUUCUCGCCAUUCUCGCCGCACCAACUGCAACGCCUGUAACAGAUCCGACUGGCAACACUUCACCUACCAUUGUCCCCCCUGCAAUUUCAACAUAGACAUUGAAUGCGCCAUUAGAGCCACCACCCGUGUCCAACAUAAAUGUCACAAACACCCGUUAAUUCCUCUACAGAGUCCUGCCAAAUUCCAUUGUGAUGCUUGCAAAAGUAGCGAAUUCGAAGGCCCAUCCUACUUGUGUACCAUAUGCCAGUUCUGGGUUCAUCAAGUUUGCGCAGAUUGGCUUCCGACAACACUUAAAUACCAACAUCAGAGUAGCAUUGGAGGCAGAAACGCUCAUGAUCAUCCUUUAAUCCUCUCAUACACAUUCCCACGAACCUUUCAUAAAUUCGUCGCCUUCUGCGAGAUUUGUUUUGAGAAAUUGAGUCGACCCGACUGGGUUUAUUACUGCCCUGAUUGCAGAUAUUUCGCACAUCCGAGUUGCUGCAUUCCAAUAAUCUCAAGAAAUACCAUUAAAGAGGAGAAACCAGCUUUACCGGCCAUCGUUGAGAAAGAAACCCAUUUGAUUGAUUCGAAUAAUUCAAUCGUCCGCCUUCCAUUCAUUGAAGAAUUCAGAGAUCCGAUUGCCGUAUUUAUACAGAGUAUAAGCUUAGGUGAUCAUGAUCACGAUCACGAAUCUAUCAAACACCCAUCUCAUGGGCAUCAAUUAUCCCUAACUAACAUUGAAAGAGAAGACGACGAUCAUAUCUUGGAUGAGAGAAUGAACGACAACAAUGAAGUAUGUAAAGGAUGUUACAGUCCGAUAUAUUCAACAUCAUUCUACAAAUGCAACGAAGACCCAAACUGUAAUUUCCUUCUUCACAAAUGGUGCUCGAAAUUACCUAAACAGAUCAUCGAUCACCCCUGUCAUCCACAACACCCUUUAAUCCUCACCACAGAUAUUUACGGUAUGAUCAGAUGCAACGGCUGCAAGAAACUCUGCCUCGGAUUUACAUUCAGUUGCGAAUCUUGCCAAUUCCACCUCGACGUUGGCUGUGCUUCACUACCCCGAUUCAUUAUUCACGAUCUACACGAUCACUCCAAACUCACCCUAAAAGAAUAUAAGUCAACUGACGGGUUUCGAUGCAACGGAUGUAAUUACCUUCUAUGUGGGAUGGCUUUCGCCUGCGAAGUUUGCAACAAUUUCAAAGUCGAUAAAGAAUGUGUUUUGCUGUCGCGUGCUAUACGCCAUCGGUACGAUGAGAAACACCCUUAUAAGCUAAUGUAUUCGCCAGUUCCAGGGAUAGAAGAAUAUCUAUGCGAGAUUUGCGAAAAAGCCAUAAAUCCAAGACAAUGUUUUUAUUGCUGUGGUUUAUGUGAUCAAGCUAUUCAUCCGAAUUGUGUUCUUCCUUUUGGACGUGCGAUUUCGGCUUAUAACCCGGGAAUGUUCUUGAUUACGCCGCAUCACCCGCAUCGAAUUCCGAUGAGGGAAUCUAUAGAGACGCAUGGAGCGACUUGCGAUUGCUGUGGGGAGGGUUUUUUUGCGGGGAAAAUGUCGGGAUUCGAAUGCAUUUUGUGUUCGUUUAAGAUUCAUAUGGAAUGUGUAGACACACCUCAGUUGGUGAAACUCAGAUGCGAUGAGCAUAGCCUUCGUUUGAUCUAUCCUGCAUCUUCAUCGUCGAUUGAAUCAGGCAUUGGGGAUUGUAAAGUCUGUCAACGAGAGAUUGAUAGAAAUAUUUGGUUCUUUCAUUGCAGUCAAUGUGACGUGUCAGUUCAUCGUCUAUGUGUAUAAUUAAUUACAAUAUUGCCAUAAUUCAAAAUU
Impatiens glandulifera is the source of this 2136-nucleotide messenger RNA. RefSeq lists its product as uncharacterized. Bases 88 to 2106 code for a protein of 672 amino acids. The transcript has a single exon. The record is from RefSeq and is a predicted model, not a curated record. NCBI's taxonomy places the organism in Eukaryota, Viridiplantae, Streptophyta, Magnoliopsida, Ericales, Balsaminaceae.